CCCUAAGGCAGGCAGCGCGGGCGGUCGGCACACACAAGUUGAAUUAUUCCGGGCGCCCCAAAAUCGACAUUUUUCUUUGGGUUUUGCAACCUCCAGUCCACCUCGACGACGAAUUGACCACCCUCAUCUCCUCACCCUCCGACCGACGCCAAAAUGCGCUACAUCCACAGUGAGGAGACCCUGGAGGUCCCUGAGAACGUCAAGGUCUCGAUCAAGUCCAGGAUCGUUACCGUCGAGGGCCCCCGUGGCAAGCUCGUUAAGGACCUCAGCCACAUCGCCGUCAACUUCUCCGUCAUCAAGAAGGGCGUCAUCGGUCUCGAGAUUCACCAUGGCAACCGCAAGAACGUUGCCGCUCUCCGUACCGUCCGCACCAUCAUCAACAACUUGAUCAUCGGUGUCACCAAGGGCUUCAAGUACAAGAUGCGCUACGUCUAUGCCCAUUUCCCCAUCAACGUCAACGUUGAGAAGAACGCCGAGACUGGCAACUUCGAGGUCGAGAUCCGCAACUUCAUUGGCGAGAAGAUCGUCCGCCGCGUCGUUAUGCAGCCCGGUGUCGAUGUCGAGAUCUCCAAGGCCCAGAAGGAUGAGCUUGUCCUCUCUGGCAACUCCCUCGAGGGUGUCUCCCAGUCCGCUGCUGAUAUCCAGCAGAUCUGCCGGGUGCGCAACAAGGAUAUCCGUAAGUUCCUUGACGGUAUCUACGUCUCCGAGAAGGGCAACAUUGUCGAGGACCAGUAAACGUGCAGCUCGGCAUGGGUUUCUUUGUGCUUUAUGGGUCUCACCGGAGUGGCAAGGGUCUUUGGCAUUUGCAUGUUUUGUAGCGUAAGGGAAAAAAAUUCGCUACGGGCAAAAUGGGCAAAUCUUUUGAAGAAUCACCCCCCCUUUCUCGGGGUCUCGCCAACUACCUAGCAUCAAUGUCCUGGGAGGCGUCCUCCUCUUCCAGUGGGUGACUGGGGGGGGGAGAGACGGGCAUGUCACAUGUGUUCUCUUUGGACCAGGAAAACGCAACAGCAGAACAUAACGAGAGAAUACCCAAACAACACAAACCGAGCAUCGAGCGUGUGACGACCGUACAUGUCUGGGAAAAUGGGCAUCACGAGAGCGCCAGAGAAGAUGUUAGGGAUAAUUCUGUCUGUUAGGCUGAUGGUCAUAUUAUACCCAGACUAACUCAGUAGAUGAGCGAGUCGAAGAGUCUCCAGAGACCAAAUCUAAAACGAGUCUUUACUCUGAUCGAGAGCCCAUCGUGUGGAUUUACGCCGAGAGAAAAUGUCAUAUAAGCAUAUGACUUGUUAUUGACCACUCCUGCACGAUUCAGGGGUAGUUGCACCUAACCUUGAACUAAGCCCGCUUCUCAAAAGGUUGAACAAAUUCUCACGCGCCGUUGAUACUAUCCAUGCAUCAAUAGCAAAGCAACACAUUCUCUCGCUAGUCACACGGCGAUUUUGUAGCUCUGAUGAGUGUGUCUUCACUUUGGGAACUUUGCGACUUCCCGCUCUUGCCAACUCGCCAUUGGCAUCACAUGGAUACAUACAUACGUACAUACAUCAAUCAGGUCAUUCAUUACACA
This is a messenger RNA of Neurospora crassa OR74A, 1564 nucleotides long. RefSeq names its product 60S ribosomal protein L9. Gene Ontology annotation, molecular function: structural constituent of ribosome; rRNA binding. Gene Ontology annotation, cellular component: cytosolic large ribosomal subunit; ribosome. NCBI's taxonomy places the organism in Eukaryota, Fungi, Ascomycota, Sordariomycetes, Sordariales, Sordariaceae. The coding region runs from base 154 to 735 and encodes 193 amino acids. The record is from RefSeq and is a predicted model, not a curated record. Gene Ontology annotation, biological process: cytoplasmic translation. The transcript is spliced from 4 exons.